AUGAUAAAUAAAUUUUUUCCUAUUCGUAAAACUCAUCCUUUAUUUAAAAUUAUUAAUAAUUCUUUAAUUGAUUUACCUUCCCCCUCAAAUAUUUCAUCAUGAUGAAAUUUUGGCUCUUUAUUAGCUUUAUGUUUAAUUAUUCAAAUCCUAACAGGAUUAUUUUUAACUAUAUAUUAUACAGCAAAUAUUGAAUUAGCUUUUUAUAGAGUCAAUUAUAUUUGCCGAAAUGUGAACUAUGGUUGAUUAAUUCGUACCUUACAUGCCAAUGGAGCUUCUUUUUUUUUUAUCUGUAUUUACCUUCAUAUUGGACGAGGAAUCUAUUAUGAAUCUUUUAAUUUAAAAUAUACUUGAAUAGUAGGAAUUAUUAUUCUUUUUAUUUUAAUAGCAACAGCUUUUAUAGGAUAUGUUUUACCUUGAGGACAAAUAUCUUUUUGAGGAGCUACAGUAAUUACUAAUUUACUUUCAGCUAUUCCAUAUUUAGGAUCUAUAUUAGUUAAUUGAAUUUGGGGGGGAUUUGCAAUUGAUAAUGCAACUCUAACACGAUUUUAUUCAUUUCAUUUUCUUUUCCCAUUUAUUAUUUUAAUAUUAACUAUAAUUCAUUUAUUAUUUUUACAUCAAACAGGAUCUAAUAAUCCAUUAGGAAUAAAUAGUAAUCUAGAUAAAAUUCCUUUUCACCCAUUUUUUACAUUUAAAGACUUAAUUGGAUUUAUUUUAUUAUUAUCAUUAUUAAGAAUAUUAACAUUAACUAAUCCUUACUUAUUAGGAGAUCCUGAUAACUUCAUUCCUGCUAAUCCCUUAGUAACUCCUAUUCAUAUUCAACCUGAAUGAUACUUUUUAUUUGCUUAUGCUAUUCUUCGUUCUAUUCCCAAUAAAUUAGGAGGAGUUAUUGCUUUAGUUAUAUCUAUUUUAAUUUUAAUUAUUUUACCUUUAACUUUCAACAAAAAAAUUCAAGGAAUUCAAUUUUAUCCUCUUAACCAAAUAUUAUUUUGAAUUAUAGUCUCUACAAUUAUUCUUUUAACUUGAGCAGGAGCUCGACCGGUUGAAGAACCUUAUAUUAUUACAAGACAAAUUUUAACUUUAUUAUAUUUUUCUUAUUUUAUUAUUAAUCCAAUUAUUAGAAAAUAUUGAGAUAAUUUAAUUUUUAAUUAA
Messenger RNA from Papilio polytes (common Mormon), 1149 nucleotides. The record is from the annotation of a RefSeq genome assembly. Lineage: Eukaryota; Metazoa; Arthropoda; Insecta; Lepidoptera; Papilionidae.